AUGAAUGGUCAAGUCGGAAAAUACUACUGUAUCGAAAACCAACCCAAAAAUGAAAGCCUCCUCUCUUCCAGAUCUCAACCGCGAAACCACCUCCUUCCCCAAUUUCUUCACCUUCAUCCAAUACCCUGCAGACCACCACCACCACGACACCGCCCUUCAAAUAGAUACAGCUGCGACACCGAAGCCUCCGAAACGUCGCCGUACAAAGACAUCCUCUCCCCGUUCGAUGAAAUGAAAGUAUCCUCUCUUCCAAAUCUCAACCGCGAAACCACCUCCUUCCCCAAUUUCUUCACCUUCAUCCAAGACCCUGCAGACCACCACCACCACGACACCGCCCUUCAAAUAGAUGAGCACAGCUGCGACACCGAAGCCUCCGAAACGUCGCCGUACGAAGGCAUCCUCUCCCCGUUCGACUCGUUCGAUAAAGUGAACGAGAUCAGACUUUUCGCUGGGACGAGUUCCGUUGGGUUGAUCCGUCGUGGAUCGGUCCAAAACCAACAUAACACGAGUUCCGUCGGGUCAAAUCAGUUUAGCGGCGGCGGCGGCAGCGCAACCAGUGGUAAUGUAGGACCAAACCCUGCCCAGCUGCGGUGGUGGGACCAGUGCAGCCACCCGGAUUUUCCAGAGUCAGAAUUCCGACGCGCUUUCAAGAUGAGAAAGUCCACGUUCGAGUUCAUAUGCAGCGAGCUCGACCCGGUCAUCAACAACAAGGACUACACCAUGCUCCGGUUAGCCAUACCGCCGGAAAUAAUACUGGUCCGCCAGUGCGUCGCCGUGUGCAUCUGGUGGUUGGCCACCGGGGAGCCCCUGCGCCUGGUCUCCCAGAAAUUCGGGCUAGGCAUCUCCACGUGCCGUGAACUCGUGCUAGAAGUUUGUGGGGCAAUUAGGAGUGUUUUGAUGAGCAAGUUUUUGAACUGGCCUGAUGAGGAGAAAAUGACGAAGGUAAAGAGGGAAUUUGAGCUGAUUUCCGGAAUUCCAAACGUGGGUGGAUCCAUCUAUACUACGCACGUGCCUAUUAUUGAGCCGGAGGUGAACGCACCGGCUUAUUUCAAUAAGAGGCACACGGAGAGGAACCAGAAGAUGUCAAUCACGGUACAAGGCGUUGUUGAUUCGAGGGGGGUGUUUACUGACGUUUGUAUCGGGUGGCCGGGGUCUAUGAGUGAUGACAAGAUUUUGGAGAAUUCGGUGCUUUCGCAGCGGGCGAGUCGCGGGCUUUUGAAGGAUGUUUGGAUUGUGGGGAAUUCUGGGUACCCAUUAAUGGAUUGGCUGUUGGUUCCUUGCACACAUAAGCAUUUGUCGUGUCAUCAACACGUGUUUAACGAGAAAGUUGGGAAGGUUCAGAAAGGGGCGAAAAAGGCGUUUUCGCGGUUGAAAGGGAGGUGGAGUUGCUUGCAGAAGCUGACCGAGGUGCAGCUCCAGGACUUGCCUGCGGUUGUUGGUGCUGCUUGUGUGUUGCACAACAUUUGUGAGAUGAGGAAUGAGGCAAUGGAUCCGGCGAAAACGAGUUUCCAUCUCUUUGAUGAUGAGAUUGUGCCGGAGGAUGCUGUGAGGUCUGUUGACGCGAUGCGUGCUAGGGAUCAGAUUGCUCACCAUUUGUUCCAUAAUUUGUCUGUCACCGAUCGUCUUUUGCGGAACUACUAGUGGUUUUUGUUGGGCCCACCCCAUUUGAUUGCCUCAUGGAACUUGACGCUUUUUUUUUUUUUUUCAUUUGUUAAUCCUAAUAAUAAUAUGUGUGUCAUGUGUUUGGACAGACUUUGUGCUUGGUGUUAAGAAAGUAUAGUCUAUGACGGAGUGUGUGCUGUGAUAGAGGGAUAGCGUAAGGCUGUAACAAAGAGAUAGUAAGAGAAAGUUGGACACACAAAACCAGUCCCAGUUAAUUACCAGAGAAAGUUGCUGGCAAAUAUAUGCAGAACAA
Messenger RNA from Rhododendron vialii, 1915 nucleotides. RefSeq names its product protein ALP1-like. The transcript has 2 exons. The record is from RefSeq and is a predicted model, not a curated record. Lineage: Eukaryota; Viridiplantae; Streptophyta; Magnoliopsida; Ericales; Ericaceae. Bases 1 to 1641 code for a protein of 546 amino acids.